CACAGGUGUAGCCCUAAAGAGACAAAAAAAAAAAAAAAAAAAAGGCAGCAUUCAAGGUGAUGUCUAGAGAUGUAAUUAGUGUGAAUCAAAACAGCAUUGUCUCAAGAUGCUAAAUUGUAAAUGCUGAAAGUAUUUUUAAUAAUUUUUAAAUUAUGUAAAUUAGAAAUCUUCCCUUUCCUUUAGCAGAUGUUUCCCCAUUAUUCCUCAUCCUGGGAGUGUGUUCACCCCAGGAUAUAUGCAUGUGGGUGAUGCAUACAGAGUCCUAGGCAGUGAAAUUCCAGCCCAGAGAGGCUUGGCGUGCAAGGAGGGUUCCCUCUUACCUACCAUCUCUGCUCCCUCAUAUAUUCAUGCCCCUUGAUCUCCUUGACAAAAUUUCUAGAUUGGUUCUACCCUAGAAUUUCAUUUUUCUGAUGCUAUUACUUUAAAAAUAUUUGUUGUUUUAUCCCACUGAUAAUUGUAGUAAAAAUAGAAAGUUUUAAUGAUGAAGAUUUAAUCCCAAUGAAGAACAGGUGUUUACAGAUUGAAAAAAAAUCUUCACAUAUUUUGUUAUUAUGUGGAUAAGUUCAAAAUCACCAGGAAGAUCUAGAUAGAAAUCAAUAUAUGUAUUACAUGCAAAAUUGAUUUUAGCGUCCUUUUCAAGUAUGCUCAUAUCACUCUUCUGUGCAAGAUAUACAAGUAUAGAGAAAUAAAAGCUGAUGAAAUCAUCACUGUCUUCUUUUAUAAUAAGUGUAUUUUUUAACAAUAAGGGUCAGAGCACCAAGUAAGUGAGAAUUUCUCACCUUUCCAAAAUAUAAUUUUACCUUCUUCAUAACGUGAUUAUUAGAUAAUAAUAGCUAUUUAAAAUAAACCUGGCUAUUUCUAUCCAGUGUCAGUUCAGGGACAUUUCAAGUUUGAAAGCAAUAUCUUGAACUUAAGAAUAUUUUAUAGUAACAUCUAUUAAAUUCCACAAAAAACCCAAUUCACACUUCCUUCAGAAGCUAGAUAAAUGAAACAGAAAAUUGAGAACUCAAAAGUGAAUUUUUCCCCACAAAAAAUACCUUCUCUUGCUUUAAGGAAACCACUCCCAGACCUAACAAUAAAACCCACAAUCUUUAAGUUAUCCAAGAGAGAGGGAAAACAACAAGCCACCAAGCCAUCAUGCCAUGAGACACCCCCUGUUCUCCCGAGGGACCAGCCUCAGUAGCACCAUGGCUCCUUCUCUGCCUCAAGGUAGACGGCAUCUACCUUGUCACUCAGCUGACUUCCGAGACAUCCAUGUUUCUCACCACUUAGACCUAAGUUGGAGAGCCAGAAAAGAGCUACUUCGUCUACUCCUCGAGAGCCUUGCUGAACUCAAGGGUAGACUAAAUCAGAAACAGCUGUGCUCUUCAUUGGAAAGGCCAUGCCUGAAGGCCAGGACACAAUAGUCACACCUCAGUUCACCUCCGUGGGCCCGAGAGUCACACAGGAGCCAAGCACAGGGUCAACAGGGAAGUUGUUUGAAUUUCUCCCUAACUUGCCUUGCUCUGACCAACUAGAGCAAGGGCUCUGUCAUAUGAGUAGUUAGGUCAGGGACAUGACAAAAUCAUGAGACAAAACUUUGUAGUAAAGUCGAAAUAACAACCAAAUGAAAAAUCCUAUUGUAUUUCUUCGCCCAGAGUCACCUUCUCAAUAGCUAAAUGAUGUUUCAAUAUCUAAAAAGCCAGGUUCCUUUUAUCUGAGGGCGUCAAUGUCCUCAAUUGUUAAUUUCCUACAGUCUUUUUCAUAUUCAUGAUUUUUAAUCUAAUCCUUCACAGUGAAAAGUACCUGAAUAGUACACAAGUCUUGCUUGAUAGGUGUGCACUGUAUCCUUAAAUGAGUGGCAGGUGCUGGAUUCAAAUUAGAAGGCGUCAUAAUAUGUAGGCAUGAAAACUUACUGAAUCAUUUACUUGAUAAAUAAUAAAUAGGUAAAAAGUGACAGUUUUCUUGCAUAAUUCAUUUUAUUAGAGUUGAGAGUUUCAUAUAUUAUCCUAGAUUAAGACCAAGUAUUAAUAGUUUAGUGAAGAUAAUCCUUUUAAUCUAAAAACUUCUCUCAAGUAUUUCAUACAAAAUAAUGGCUCUAUACCCAAGAUCCUGGUUCUGGGUUGAGAUCUGUCCUCAUUGGCUAAUUGCUUUGUUUUAAUUAAAUUCUUAGUAUGAGCUGUGUCUAAUAUUCCCAUUAUUUUGGCUAUUAAAAUCCAACUACCUUUCUCUCCGUGAAUUAGAUCUAAGAAAGGGUUGAAUUAGUGACCACUUAUUAGAUGAUAUUAAUAUUAUGAUAGAGCGAUACUGACUUCCUGAGCUGCACUUUCCUUAUCUGUAAAAUGAAAAUGACUAUACUCUUAAAGUCAUUGCUCCAUACUUAGUUUCUUUUUCUUCUGAAACACGAUAAAAGAGGAAAAGCAUAAACUUCUGGUGUCACAUGUUCUUUUCAUUCUUUUUUUUUUUUUUUCAUUUUAACUAAAUUUGGGGCCAUGUAAAUCAGGAGAGAAACAUGCAAGACCUGAACAGGGGGCGAUUGGUUUUGUCAUCAAAAGGGCCUCAAUUAGGUGUCAGCAGACCCUUGUAAAUGCAUCCGCCUCCUUCUAAGAGCAUGGCUGUAGCAUGUGGAACUUCAAUGGGAAAGUGAAAACUAGUUUUAGGUGCUAUAACUUUCCACUGGCAAGAAAUAGGGUUCCCCUUUCCGCUGUCUUCCCUGCUGCUGCAUCCUCUUCCUCCUUAGUGAAAUCUUUCUUCUGCUUGUCUUCUUCUCCACAGCCUGUCAACAGCAUUUAUUGAUUCUCUGCUGUGGUAGGGACGUUUAUUAUGCCCACUUGUUCAUCCUAGUCUCCCCUCUCUCUCAAGUUAGCACAGUAGAUCGUUUGCCGUUAUAGAAAUGCCUGUUUGUUGUUGUUUUAAUAGAAAGUGUCAUGGGACUUGCGGAGAAGUCAUUUUCAGAAGAAAUAUUUUGACAAUCACUAUUUAGCCAGUUUGAAAAGCUGUAUGGAAAUGCCUGUGAAUUCAGCUUCUCUGCAUCAAUCCGUUAUCUUUUGCUUUAUGUGUGACUAUUGACAUGAGCUGAUGGGAAUAUGCCUUUAUAUUAUGUUAUUAUUUGUACUUGCCUAGCAGUAAAAGCCAUGGAGUUCAUUUUGAAAUCAGCAAAAAUCAACACCAAAUUCAUAAAACUAAGUGCAGUUUAUCAUAGGAUGACAAUUUCUUAGAUUCUCAGUUUGCGUGCCAUCUUAACAUCCAGUGUCUGAUUGGAAUGUCACGUGAAAGGUAAGGGAAUUGAGACUGGGGGAGGGUCAGCGAGGUGCCCAGGUUGUCAGUUGGCAAGUGGCAAAGUCCCCCAUCUCCCUCCAUUCCAGCUCUCUUUCACCAGACGAGGGGCACCUCUCCAUUUGCUGCCGAUUCUUGGUGGUGUUAAGAUUUUCCUUAUUUCUCUAUUUUCCCUUGUCAAAAUUUGCAAUGAUAGGGAAAAGAAAAGUGAAUAAGAAAAAUAUAUUGGUGCAAAAUUAUACCCAUGUUAAGGAAGUUUUGCAGGUUCAGAUUUUAUCUUUCUGACACAUCUUAUUAUAGACAAAGAGAAUGAAAAUGCUGACUCAUGUCAAGUAAAAUUCCUUCAAAGUAUUCUGUUGACCUUGUUGAAUAAGUUUAAGAAAGCAAGUUUACACAUGAAGACAAAUGUGUUUUCACUGUUAGAAUAUACUCUAUUUUUUCUAGUAUAAAUAAUAUGGAAAUUAUAUGAAUGUAUUGAAUGAGUAUCAAAAUACCCAUUUAAAAAUAACUUGGAAGUAAAAAAAAAAACUAGCAAGUAAUAAAAUGUAAAAUGUGAAUACAUUUAAACAUGUCUCUUAGAAUGAAUACGUCCUUUAUGAAUUGCAGCACGGAAAUGAUGACUGUUCCCUCUAUCAUUAAUUUUAAUGAUUUUUUUCAUGUUGCACAAUGUGCCUUGAAAAGGAGCCCCACAUGGAAUUUAUUUAAAAAUGACAAUGUGUUUUUUGGGUGAUAUAGAUGUAUGAUAAACAGAAUGCAUAAGAAGUCAUUUAGAAAUUAUCAUCAUAUAUAAAUGAAACUUGAGAGAUCAGCAUCAACUUGAAUCUAUUAUUUUAUUGGGAAAAAUGUUUUCCUUGUUCUAGGGAUAAAAAUAAGCAUGGUUAUAAAAUCUGCACAAAUUGAAACAACAAAACAGAAAAUUGGUGUAUGGAUUACAGUAUCCAAACAGCUUAUAACAAAUAAUUGUACAUGUAUUUAUUCAUUCACCUUCUGUCCCAAAUAGGAGUGUUUUAAAAUUCAUGCAUGCCAAUUUUUUUGCCGCAAAAAAACCUCUCAAUUAGAAUAGAUUUUUGGAUACAAUGAUCAUUUUUGCUAGAAAUUUGUUUGAAGAGAAAACUUUGAGUAAAGAAAUAUGCUGAAAAACAAAAAUAUUCUUAGUAGUAGAAUUUGCUAAAACAAAACAAAACAGAAAACCAAGUUCGUGCCUCCAAAUAGAGGAAUAUGCAAAUAUGCUAUGUCAUAUGAAUUCAAAAGAAUAUAUUCAGACAUUGAAAAUUACAAAUAAAAUAAUGAUUGUUAUGUAUUUUACAACAUAAAAAAGUUUUGAUUUGUUUUUCCAGUAUCACAUUUGAUGGGGUUUUUUUUGGUUUUUUUUGUUUGUUUGUUUUUUGGAGAACUGAGGUUUAUUACACCAGUGGGCUCAGAGGAGAUUGCUCUCCAGUGUCUGAGCCUGAUGAUUCUUGAUACAAGGAAAAUACUUAUAAAAACAUUCAAAGUGAAAUAGAUAAGUAAAUAAAAUAAAGAAUUUAUAUAUAAACUAUGGCAGUAACCACAUGAAACUCUACAUAUGGAUAAUGGAUAAAGAUUGAAAUAUAUAUAUAUGUUUGUGUAUGUAUAUAUUGUAUCUAGAUAGAUAGGCACAUACAUACAGUAUAUAGCUAAAGAGAUGAUAGAUAGCAGUUUCUUUAAUAUUAGGAUAUUUAAUUUAAACAAAAACUUGUCCUAAACUUUAAACAGGAGACAAAAUAAGAUUAUCCCCUUAGAAUAGAUUAAACUAAAAAAUAGUCUUGUUUUUAAUGACAGAAUAGAAUCCAUAAAACAGAUCUUUUGCUCUUAUUUCUAUAUGAAUGCAUAAAAUGAGUUUUUCAACUUUUUGAAAUCAACCAAGAUGAAAUCCAUGAUAUGAGUUCAUUCAUAACUAUAUAAUUUAGUCCAUGGUAGGAGUUCAUUCAUAACUAUGUAAUUUAAGUGUAUUCCAACUUCCAAAAAUAACUGGAAUUCUAUGAGUAGGCUAAGGAGUAGGGGAAAGGGCAAACACGUGCAUUUGUUUAGUUACAGUCCAAAGAUAUAAGUAAAGCUAUUUACUGUUUUCCUUAAGAAAGUCUAUUGGAGAUUGUUGUGUUGAAAAUAUCACGCCUUUAUAUUUGGGAGCUUCUAGCCCAGUAAUAUCUGAAGAGUAUAGUGUGCUCCCAGUUUCAUUUAUUUGACUUUUUGUUUAAAGAUGAAAACUCAUCUCCCAUCAUUAGCUCCACUCAGCUAAUGAAGCUUUUUCUCCUUGCAAGCAUGUUAGAAACUUUUGUUUCAAUUUAAAAAGGAAAACAUAAAGCUCUGACUUAACUGUUGAGAAGUAAAAUGCUCAAUGUAUGUGAAUUUGGUCUUGCUAUUUCUCUGGUUCCUCAAAUAUUAUGUCAGCAAACAAAUGAAACAUUAGUAGAUUAAUGAGUGUUAAUCCAAGUCCAAAUAUUCUUGAUUGGCCGCAAGACUUCUGUGCUCAGCAGUGCUAGUCCCCAGAAAUGCACACAUCGAGGACUCAAGUCUUCCAAUUAGUUAAUAGGCUGAGGUGUGUUCCUUUUCUUAUAAUGGUGAGUUCCCUACCUGCUGGUUCCUGGUUAGGUCAGAAAGAUGUACAAAAAUGCAAGGAAGGCCCAAGGCACUUCAGCAAUGCAGUCUCUCCUCCAGGGACCCUGUUUUCUCCAAAGAAAUGUGUUAUUGCCAUUACAGACAAGAUCUCUGCAAAAUACGUGUUAAAGCAAGAUCACUCUUCAGAGGACGAUGGGUUUUCUCGAUCAUAUGUACUGUUAGUUCAUCAUUCCCCUUGUAGGAAUAAAUAGUGAUUGCAAAACUAUGAUUCUGUAUUCAGGAAUGUACAUCAUUUUACUUAGAUUUGUACCAGGUCCGUCUCUGUCCUCAUACAGGCACAAAUCUGACGUCUUCCCCAUCACCCUUUUUUUUUUGGUUCUAAAAAUCACUGAAACCAACUACUCUAUAUUUUCCUAAUAUUAUUAGCGCAGCAUCUAGACUUUUUUCAGAUGUGCCCAUGAAGAUUUUUAAUUCAAGUGGUAAGAGGAAUAGUAAUAACAGUUCUAAAGACUGAGUUUUUCCACUUACAGAGAUUAUUAGCCUGGUGAGUUAAUUUUGAAAUAUUUUUUCAAAAUUCCCAGGCAUUAUAAAUUAGAGUUACUGGUUUCUUUCCUUUCUUUUUUUAUUUCUCUCUUUCUUUUUACUACAUGGCAGUAAUGGUCAUUGUAGAACACUUAGAAAAUGAAAAAAAAAAAAAAAAAAAAAAAAGACCAAGAAUAAAAAUUCUAGGGAGUUCCCAUCAUGGCUCAGUGGUUAGCAAACAUGGCUAAUAUCUAUGAAGACUCGGGUUUGAUCCCUGGCCUUGCUCAGUGGGUUAAGGAUCUGGCAUUACCAUGAGCUGUGGUGCAGGUAACAGACGUAGCUCAGAUCCUACGUGGCUGUAGCCAUGGCUGUGGUAUAGGCUAGCAGCUGUAGCUCCAAAUUGACCCCUAGCCUGGGAACCUCCAUAUGCCAUGCCUCCUAAAAAGACAAAAAAAAAAAAAAAUUAUAUAAUCUCACUACCUAAUGAUAAAUACUGUUAACACAGUAAUGCGUUUUUUGCAGAUUUCUCUAUACUGUUAAAUAUUUAUUACGAAUUCAGGUAACACUGCACACAGUGAUCUCUUUUCUAAUAUGCUUUCAUUCCAUAAAUGUACCAUAAAGUAUUACUUUAGAAAUUCCAGCGGUGCUCUGAAUUUCAGUCUUUAUUGCAUCACAGCAUAGGCUAUAUCUCAACUUGUUUAAGAUACAUUAAGGGUCAUUAACACAGAUGUUUGGAAGGUUUUACCUUCAGGGAUCCCCUUGGUGGAAAACAGGGGCACACAUGUUCCAGAAGGAGCCAGGCUUCCAGAAGGACCGCUUACCAAAGGUCUCUGGUGUGGUCAAGGCUCUAAUCCCCUGGCCGAGGUGAUUUUCAGUGGCUGAAAGCCCUCCCUCGGAUCACCUGACUCUAAAGUCCUGUCCCUCUGUAAGGGAGUAACAGUUAUACUGCAAGACUGAAUUUUUAUGAAAAUUUCAGGUACCUCCAAUGGUGCUGAUUAUACAUUUUGAGUGAUUUUAAAUACCCAGAAGUUCCUUCCCCUGUGUCCACAAAGGAUACUCUUUAGAAUUUUCCCUCUUCACUCAUACUUCUAAGUAUGUUUUUUUCUAAAACCACUUGGAUGUAUUUAGGAAAGCUUUCAGUAAAACUAGGACAGUGAUUCUUCACAUCAUAAAGUAGAAGAAGCAUUAAUGGAUACAUCUAUUUGCAUCGGGGGGAAAAAUUGCCAUUCAAUCAGAAGAAAGCAAAAUUGUGUUUAAAAUAGAGUAGAUUUUUAUUGUUCAGGAAGUGUUCAGUUUCAUGAUUUUUACUGUAUAUAGAUUAAGAGACUUGACAUUGACAUACAUGUCUUUUGUCUUUUUUCUUUUUUUUUUGUCUUUUUAGUGCCACACCCACGGCAUAUGGAACUUCCCAGGCAAGCCGUCGAAUCAGAGCUACAACUGCCGGCCUGCACCACUGCCACAGCAAUGCAGGAUCUGAGCCUCAUCCGUGACCUGCUCCACAGCUGGUGGCAACACUGGAUCCUUAACCCACCGAGGGAGGCCAGGGAUCGAACCCACAUCCUCAUGGGCACCAUGUCAGGCCCUUAACCUGCUGAGUCACAACAGGAACUUGGAUAUACAUGUCUUUACCUAUCCAUGAAAAAUAAUGGACAUGCUAAAGGCUUGCACAUUUCAGAUUAGUCUAAAUUUUUCCUUAAAAGACCUUGGACAUUUUAGCAGUACUUGCUCUCCAUAGCCACUAGUUAUUUUCAUGUGGCCUUGUUUCUAAGGCCUAAGAAAAGGAAUUAAAAUUGAAGGUAGUGGUAGGGAAAAGUAUGUUAAAAAUGUUUUUUCUCAUUUGGAUGACAAACUAGAAACAACUCCAUCCUACACAUUCAUGAACCCAGUUCCACCCUCAAAGGAGAGAGUCUGUGGAUUUCAGGCCACAUCUCGUGAUUAUCCAUGUGAAGUUAAACAUUGCCACCAGGAAAUGCCAGGAAGUAUCAUCACUGGGCAAGCGAGCAAGAAGCAAAUAGAAAACCAAACCACCUUUCUUCACCAGUUGCAAAUACUUUCAUCACUAGCAGCAAAAGUUGGCCGAUGCUUUCAAAUGCUUUCUUCAUACAUUUAAACUUCAACACAAGCUUCUUUGCAAUACAUGGUUUGAAAUCUCAAAAUGAAGUUUCUGAGCCAAUGGAAGAGAGGGUGCAAUAUGCCCUUCUGUUUUUUUCUGCUGUGAAACUGCUGUAGGAUUUGAGACACAAAACACUGUCAUGGGACAGUAUAACAAUUGGAAGAAAGUGCUGAAAACUGUGUUUUCUUUUUCAUCGUUUUUGACCUGAGCUAUAGUUGAAAGCUUUGGCAGUAGAUGUGUGUUUUGUUGAACGAUCACUGCAAUCGUUUCUAAAUUUAAAAACAGGAAUAAUUCUGACUAGGGUGGUUUUUCCAUCCUUUAUUCAGACAUAAAAUGAGUUUGAGAAUAAGAGAAAGCAGCUUUUUCACUUUGCCGUAUGUUAGGAAUGUCAUUAUAGGCUUCACACUAGAUUAGCUUUUCUUUACUUGCUCUUUAGUUAAACAUGAUGCCAUCAGAACGAAGGGAUUUUAGUGACUGCCCAAAUGCACAUUCCAAGCAAAAGUGGCCGUGAAAUGAACACCAAAUAGCUGAUGGCCCCUUACUUCCUUUUAUGUGGGUUGAUUGGCUGUUUCGGAUGUUAGUACUUUUGGGGUGUUUUGUUUUGUUUUAUUCAGAACUUAACUUGAAAAGAUGAUAUUAAAGUUCCCGCUUUUCUUCUUUUUCUCUGUUACUUAUUUUGACUUAUUACUAAUGUAGUUAGUGGCCCAGUUAUGUUUCUCUUUUUAACAAAAAUAUUUAAAGCAAACUGAUUCUAGCUGUAAGACAUUUAAAUUUAUAGUUUUCUGUUUAAGGUUAGAUUUAUGGAGGAUGAGAAGGCUGGUUUUAUGAAGGAAUUUUGGAUGGUGCCCUUUGCAGAUGAGAAUGUUAAAAGCAGAGGCAAGGUAUAAUCAGCCAGGGGCAUUCUCAGAGAAGAUUGUGAAAAUAUGGAAAAGGAGAGAUUGAAGGCAGGAAAAAUUACCCUGUGUGAAGGAUUUGGUAUGAGUGGCACUGCUAGCUUGCAGAUACAAUUUCUGGGUUUCUUUCAGCUGGCAAUGCCACUUAAAAGAAGGAGAGCAAAAACAUAUACCAUUUAGGGCAGCAGUUUAGACUCUGCCUCUAGUUUUCCAAUCAAAGUGGCAGAAAGACCCUGGCACGUUAUUAACAUCCUCAGGCUCAGGGAACUAAAAGUUAUGACUGGUACAGUGCUCUAAACUGUAGUUGAAAAAAUAUCUUUUCUGCUACAUUUUAGGGUAAGAGGUUGUCUUGCUUCCUUGUGGGCAUUCCUAAGGAUCUGGUAAUUUAAUAAAUCAAAAUAAAUAAGCCUUAAAAGAUAGAGUGAUAUUCUACUAUGGAGAAUGACCUCUAAACUCAUAUUUUCAGCUUGAAGACAGGCAAGACCCAAUCGCAAAAAAUGAAUUAUAGGCACAUAGCAACAAAAAUCACAUAUUUAUCUGUGCCUACAACAACUUCCUCGUUAAAAAAAAAAUCAAAAAGUGUUUUUUCUUAACAUUUUCUGCUCUUUGUAAAUGUUAACUUGCCUACUAAAUACUCUGAAGAAGGUUUCGUGGUAAUUUGCUCUCUUGCCUUCCCUACUCCUGCUAAGUCAAAUUGUAUUCCCUGUCUUCUGUGAAAAUUACAAGUCAGUAAGUCUACCCUGAAGGACCAUGGGACUCUAGGCCACACAGGCCUUGACUGUAAUUCAAGCUCUGCCACUCACCAGUAACAGUGAUGCUCAUCCAUGAAAUGGGAAGAAUAACUACCUCAUAGGAUUACUAUGAGGAUUAACUGAGAGAACAUUCAUGAAGCUCCCAGCCCUGGUGUGUCUCACAAAACAGGUGCUCAUAGAGCUAAUUCCUUUCCCGCCCAUUCUGCAUCGGUCUCCCUUCUCUGACCCCCCACCUCCACCCUCCCCCUCAUCUCUAAAUAAGGCAUACAUCCUGGCAGGAGCAUUAGCAUGAAUGCCCUGAUGCAUUUGUUACUGAACUAACUCAGCAGUGAACUUGGCAUUCCAUCCCCAGCCUUUCCCCAUCAUUAAUCCCCUUGGGCAACUCCCCGUCGUCGUACGAGAGUACACCAGGACACUGGGAACUCUGAAAGCAGCCACUGUGCACGUGAGCAUUUUUCUACCAGGCUUUCAGCUGGUCUCAUCCAGCCUCAGAGACCAGACUGAGCUCAUGAUAUUCACAGUUAACUGACUCUGGCCAUGUGGCCUCUGCCAUCAAGAUCUGCCACAAGGAGGACAGCCGUUCAGUAAAAUCUUAAGGCUAUUUAUAGCCCAUUUAAAACAAACACUCCCCGUGAAGCCAGAGGAGUCCUCCUUGAGAACACAGAGAGUAAUUCACUAAUCUCAGGACCAAACUAGGGCAAUUGAAGGGUGGAAAAUGUGGUUUAGUACAUUUUUUUUCCAGCCCCCUACACUUUACAAAGCAUUUGCUCCUACACAUUGUCCUAUUUCAUCCUUAUGCUGACCCACAAGGCAGCCAAAGCAGACAGUGACAACAAAUCCCCAUUUUAUAGGUUCCCAAACUGAUGCUAAGGAGGUUAGCUAAAUCAUGUUACAUGGCUGGAGAAGGAGGGGAAAGGAGAGUGGUAAAGAGGAAGAGUGAUUUCCUAUUGGUGCAAUCAGUCUGAACAUCAGUGCAUAAUUGUGGACCCGUAAGAAAAAAAAAUACACAACGAAGAGAAAUAAUGUUUCAUCAUGUUCAGGCAAGCUUAAACAUUGUUUUUUUCUUCACUUCUGAUGGGAAAGCCAAACUAUAAGAAAUAAAAACCUAGAGAGACUCUACAGAGAAACAUUUGUAAACAUGUUUGUAUCUGUCUAGAACAUCUCCAUGCAGAAUAGUUACAUUUUAGCCAAGAAAUGCCUUCUUGAAAUCUCUCCAAAUUAAAAUAUGCAGAAGUCAGGACUAAUCUCGAAAACAAAGAAGGAAUUUUUAUGAGAAAUUUUAAUUGAUUUUGCCAGUCAUCUCUGAUAUAAAUACCUCUUUACUGUCUUUUUAAUAUGAGGGAGUUUGCAGAGUUCAAGUAUUGCACGAAAAGCAAGACAUAAUGCAAAUGAAUUUAUGGACCAGAAAUGAUUUUUUUUUUCUUAAAAGAAUUAUUUCAAUUUUGGCAAACACUUUCGUUUUCUAAGAUCUGGGUUUAAACUGUGUUACCUGGAAAGAGGAUGCAAAGACUUUUUGGCUCAGUCUUUUUGGCUGAGCAAUUAAAAUUGUGUGUGUGUGUGUGUGUGUGUGUGUGUGUGUGUGUGUGACAGAGAGAGAGAGAGAUUAUUGCUUCAAGAGUGCCUCUGGGCUAGCAGGUUGGCUCCGAGCCAUUUGGGGAUUCUCAGAUUUACUGCUUCUCUGACUAUUGUUGCAGCUGUGAUUUACGGAGUUCAGAGUCUCUUGAAAGGCAAGACGUCUGAAGUUUAGAGUCUUUCCUUGACAGAACCUCCUCUUCCCCAUAUACUGCUUUUGCCGGUGUUCACCUUGCGGUGACCUUGCAGGACUCAGCAUUUUUACCUGAGCUCAGGAGCCAGGAGCCCACUCGUGCUGGGGCGAGGGCAGCAGUUUCCAUUCCUGGGUGAUGGAGUCAUGGGAGAAACUGCAGCGAACCAACAGAGAGUAGGACCCGAGCAGCGAGCGAGCCAGCCGGCUCCACUGUGCUUGAAGCGGCUCAGGACAGCACAGCCGCUGCCUCUCCCAGCCUGCAAGUGCAGCCUGCAUUUGUCACUGACCUCUGAAGUGUGUGUUUGUGUACGGUGAGAACUGGGUACUUUUGCGUUCAUUUGAAGACAAACUGCCAGGAGGCAAUCGGGAGCGAAUGACGGCAAAUCAUGAGAGCUACCUCCUUAUGGCGAGCACCCAGAAUGAUAUGGAAGACUGGGUCAGGUCCAUCCGCCGAGUCAUAUGGGGGCCAUUUGGAGGAGGCAUUUUCGGACAGAAGCUGGAGGAUACUGUCCGUUAUGAGAAGAGAUACGGAAACCGCCUGGCUCCAAUGUUGGUGGAGCAGUGCGUGGACUUUAUCCGACAAAGGGGGCUGAAGGAAGAGGGCCUCUUCCGACUGCCAGGCCAGGCUAAUCUUGUCAAGGAGCUGCAGGAUGCCUUUGACUGUGGGGAGAAGCCAUCAUUUGACAGCAACACGGAUGUACACACAGUGGCAUCACUUCUUAAACUGUAUCUCCGAGAACUCCCGGAACCCGUCAUUCCUUAUGCGAAGUAUGAAGAUUUUUUGUCCUGUGCCAAACUGCUCAGCAAAGAAGAGGAAGCUGGCGUUAAGGAAUUAGCAAAGCAGGUGAAGAGUUUGCCAGCGGUCAAUUACAACCUCCUCAAGUAUAUCUGCAGGUUCUUGGAUGAAGUACAGUCCUAUUCAGGAAUUAACAAAAUGAGUGUGCAGAACUUGGCCACUGUCUUUGGCCCUAAUAUCCUGCGCCCCAAAGUGGAAGAUCCUUUGACCAUUAUGGAGGGCACUGUGGUGGUCCAACAGUUGAUGUCAGUGAUGAUUAGCAAGCAUGAUCACCUCUUCCCCAAAGACGCAGAGCUGCAAAGCAAGCCCCAAGAUGGAGUGAGCAGCAACAACAAUGACCUGCAGAAGAAAGCCACCAUGGGUCAGCUACAGAACAAGGAGAACACCACCACCAAGGACAGUCCUGGAAGGCGGUGCUCCUGGGACAAGUCCGAGUCCCCCCAGAGAAGCAGCGUGGAUAAUGGAUCCCCCACAGCUCCAUCAGGCAGCAAAACCAACAGCCCGAGGAACAGCCUUCACAAGCUGGAUGUCUCCAGGAGCCCUCCUCUCAUGGUCAAGAAGAAUCCCGCCUUCAAUAAGGGCAGUGGCAUAGUCACCAACGGGUCCUUCAGCAGCAGUCACGCAGAGGGACUGGAGAAAGCCCAGAGCACGCCCAAUGGCAGCUUACAGGCCAGAAGGACCUCCUCCCUGAAGGGGUCCGGAACCAAAAUGGGCACCCACAGUGUGCAGAACGGAACCGUGCGUCUGGGCCUUCUGAACACCGAUGCCCUUGGGAACCCGGCGAACGGUCGCAGCAUGAGCUGGCUGCCCAACGGCUAUGUGACCCUGAGAGACAACAAGCAGAAAGAGCAGGCAGGAGAGUCGGGCCAGCACAACAGGCUCUCCACCUACGAUAACGUCCACCAGCAGUUCUCAGCAGGGAGCCUCGACGACAAGCAGAGCGUCGACAGCGCCACCUGGUCCACUUCCUCCUGCGAGAUCUCCCUCCCCGAGAACUCCACCUCCUGCCGCUCGUCCACCACCACCUGCCCGGAGCAGGACUUUUACGGGGGGACCUUUGAGGACCCUGUCUUGGACGGGCCCCCGCAGGACGACCUUGCCCAGCCCGGGGACUAUGAAAACAAAAGCGACCGCAGGAGCGUGGGCGGUCGAAGCAGUCGUGCCACCAGCAGCAGUGACAACAGUGAGACAUUCGUUGCCAACAAUACCAGCACCCACAGUGCCCUGCACAGUUUAGUGUCCAGCCUGAAACAGGAAAUGACCAAACAGAAGAUCGAGUACGAGUCCAGGAUAAAGAGCUUAGAACAGCGAAACUUGACUCUGGAAACAGAGAUGAUGAGCCUCCACGAUGAACUGGAUCAAGAAAGGAAGAAGUUCACGAUGAUAGAAAUCAAGAUGCGAAAUGCCGAGCGAGCAAAGGAAGAUGCGGAGAAAAGAAACGACAUGCUUCAGAAAGAAAUGGAGCAGUUUUUUUCCACGUUUGGGGAGCUGACAGUGGAACCCAGGAGAACAGAGAGAGGAAACACGAUAUGGAUCCAGUGAGCCCACUUUCUCCUAAGGUCUUCAGUGGAUCUGGGAAAACUCUGGGGGUUCUGGUGGGAAUAUUAUAGGGGAGCAGGUGGCUGGUCACCUGGCUGUACAGAGUUCUAACUGAGGAAGGCAUAUCAUUUACAGACAUGUUUCAUUCAAAUCUCAUUCAAAUCAAAUACAAUGUGUACCAAAGUCGUAUCAUGCCCCAUAAUGCUACUGUCAAGUGUUACAACUGGAUAUGUGUAUAUAGAGUAGUUUUUAAAAAAGUAAACUAAAAAUGAGAAGCAUAUCUCAAGAAUUAUUUUAUUGCAAGUCUUGUAUUUAAAAUAUUAAAUCAGUAUGUUGUUGCAAUUUAGCUUGCUUUCAAGCUUCACCCCUUGCACUUAACAUAAGCUAUUUUUGGCAUUGUGUUAUCAUCAGCUUAUUUUAUAGAUCAAUAUUUUUAUUUCCCCUUUUGCUGAGGAAAUGAAGAUAAGCAGAUAUAUAAAUAUAUAUAUAAGAUGAGUUAUUAAAAUCAAAAGAAUACUUUGUGGCUGUGCUGUUUGUGCCAAUAGACCUUGCCAUGACCAAAAAGAGGGAUGUAAAUAAUUUUAUAAAAUACGAUAGAAUCAAUAGGAACCUUUGCAUUGCUCUAUACAUUCUGCCAUUGACCCUCAUCAGUUUUCUUGGUGAGAUGAUUUGACACAGGAAACUUUGGACUGUGUAAAAAAAAAAAAAAGGCCCCUUCUCAAGCCCCUUGUCUGUCUUGCCAGUUCCACAGAUGCAUGUCUCCUAUGCUGGAUGCACCUUAGAGGGGAAAAAAUGGUUUAAAAAAAAAAGAGAGAGAGAGCAUUUAAGUAGUCAUGCCUUGAAGUACUCUAUCCUUUUGCUGGAUGAUGGUUAUGAGAGAAGUUCUUGUUGUUGUUGGGAAAUUGAGCAAACAAUGCUUGCUAGCAGUGCCCCUGUGAGCACCUGUCCUCCACUCCAGCCCCUCCCCACCCUUCCCCCUCCCCUCCGCACUCACACCCAUCCCCGGACAUCAGCCCUCUGGAAUGCUGGCAGUGAAGUGGUGUACUGUGUUUCUCUUAGCUAAAUUGCUAGAGUAUGUGCCGUGUAUUCUUUCACUCAGGUCGACUGUUCUGUUGUCAUCUUUCUGAACAACAGCAGGCAAAGGCAGUUUGCAGCAAGAGGGAAGGGAUGGGGGGUCGGGAGAAAGACCAGAAGGAGGAGGAGACAAGUUUGGAAGGAACAAACCAACUAUUUUGCUUCUAGUUUUAACAAUAUUGUUCUUCCCUGUUGAAAACAUACUUAUUCACAAUAAUUCUGAAGUGUGGAUCUUUGAAGGUCCAAUUUUGAUAAAUUUGUGAGCCUCAGUAAUGAUAACUUUCUAGAGAAGCCCAGGGCUCUCUGGAGCUAGAGUUUGGGGGAGAACAAUUCUUCACCAUUGAAAUAAGGCAAUGACUUUGAGAAGCAAAGCAAAUAAAUCUUUCUCACGCUAGAACAAAAAGUCACAAAAGGCAUAAUCAGAAAUAAAUACUACUUGAGUUUA
This is a messenger RNA of Sus scrofa (pig), 15731 nucleotides long. It is a transcript of the gene ARHGAP24, whose product is annotated as Rho GTPase activating protein 24. Gene Ontology annotation, biological process: signal transduction; wound healing, spreading of epidermal cells; activation of GTPase activity. Gene Ontology annotation, molecular function: GTPase activator activity. Gene Ontology annotation, cellular component: focal adhesion. NCBI's taxonomy places the organism in Eukaryota, Metazoa, Chordata, Mammalia, Artiodactyla, Suidae. The record is from RefSeq and is a predicted model, not a curated record.